Messenger RNA from Ceratotherium simum simum (southern white rhinoceros), 662 nucleotides. NCBI's taxonomy places the organism in Eukaryota, Metazoa, Chordata, Mammalia, Perissodactyla, Rhinocerotidae. The record is from RefSeq and is a predicted model, not a curated record.
GGGGGCUGUGGGCCCCUCGUGGCAACCAGGCUGCCACAGAGAGAGGAUGGCCAGCAGGAAGGCGGGGACCCGGGGCAAGGCUGCAGCCACCAAGCAGGCCCAGCGUGGCUCUUCCAACGUCUUUUCCAUGUUUGAGCAAGCCCAGAUCCAGGAGUUCAAGGAAGCUUUCAGCUGCAUCGACCAGAACCGUGAUGGCAUCAUCUGCAAGUCAGACCUUCGGGAGACCUACUCCCAGCUCGGGAAGGUGAGUGUCCCAGAAGAGGAGCUGGACGCCAUGCUGCAGGAGGGGAAGGGCCCCAUCAACUUCACCGUCUUCCUCACGCUCUUUGGAGAGAAGCUCAAUGGGACAGACCCUGAGGAAGCCAUCCUGAGCGCCUUCCGCAUGUUUGACCCCAGCGGCAAGGGCGUGGUGAACAAGGAUGAGUUCAAGCAGCUUCUCCUAACCCAGGCAGACAAGUUCUCUCCGGCUGAGUGCCUCCCACAGGUGGAGCAGAUGUUUGCCCUGACACCCAUGGACCUGGCAGGGAACAUCGACUACAAGUCCUUGUGUUACAUCAUCACCCACGGUGACGAGAAGGAGGAGUGAGCAGGAGACGCCGGUGGCCCGGUGGCCGUGACUCAGUGCCAGGCCCUUGGGGUCACCUCAAUAAACACUGUUUCUG